UUGAGAUCAUUCAUCACAAUGGGAAGGAAAGAAUGGAAACGUAGAACAUAUCUGUCUGCUAUCCCCGUCUAUAAUGUUACGUCUCAGUUUCUGCAAGAAUUGACUCGUUGUGGGCUGGGAAAUGAAAAUAACUCCAUUCUGGCAGGUUUUGGACUAGUGAGUUUACGUGACCAGUACCUUAAUCCUGAUGAUGUUUCUUCAGUUCUAAAUGUUCUGUACAACAGCUAUGACGAUCAUCAGCCUAGUUCCGACUGGUCUCCAGAAUAUGUCCAGAAGUACCUCUGCAGUGUUGCAGCCAAGAUCGAGUCAGGCGAACUCUGUCUUCCCGUUUCUGCUCGGACACAGCUUUGGUUGCUUCAUACACCAGCCUUAGAACGCUUCUUGCUGUUCAUGAUUUCGUCAUUAGCUUCAGAAACCAAAAGUAACUCGUCAAGUGAGACAUUUGAUUUACUUCAACAAACAAUUUUGCCCGAGGCCACUUCAAAAAGUCCAGAAUUGUUCCAGACUAUAAUUAGCAUAUUAAUGGCAAUGGCAGAAGAGGAGGAAACCAUUCUUUCAAUUCUCCAGGACUUUGUGGUUGUUUUUGUUACAAUGGUUGAAGACCGUUUGUUUCCCAAGAGUCUGAUAACACACUUCCCAGAAGAAGUUCAGUUUCUGGUUCUCUUACUACUAGUGCCACCAAGUGAUAUCUCUGAAAGAAUGAAGUUAGAACACGUUGAAAAGUUGUGUGAAAUUGGAUUGUGGUCGUUGCAGAAUAACACCUGUGACGUUCGGCAGGUGCGACACGUCUUCUUCUGCUUUCCUGCUUGGCUUAGGAUUUUAGUUCAACAGAACAAAGGCAAGAAAUGUACACAUAUUUCAUCUUCUAGACAUCAGUUCAUCCAUGUUCUUACAUCAGUGGAUGAGAGUAAGGUAACUAAAUGAUGACAAUCGAGUUGGGGAACAUGCACUGAAUCGUGAGGUGUACGGUGUUGUUGGCAAUCGGACAAGUAGGUGCCUUUAUUUGUGUACACCGUACAAGUUACUAUGUUAACUUUCAUUAAAUAAAAGCUUUUCCAUGUGUAGAAAACUAACUUUAAACAUUAAGCCGGUUGUUGAUCCUGAUGGAUCUUCAAAGGAAUAUACCAUUUUCAGAUCAUGUCAUCAAGUGGCUAACCAAAGCACUAGUAUUUCUUUCAGAGCUUAGAUGGUGUUAAUUAGUGUCCAUAACUGUUGGAGAUUUAUGGCAUACACUGAAAUAAUAAAGUUUGUGUUAAAUAGGGA
Molecule: messenger RNA, 1263 nt
Organism: Limulus polyphemus (Atlantic horseshoe crab)
Lineage: Eukaryota; Metazoa; Arthropoda; Merostomata; Xiphosura; Limulidae
Exons: 7
Coding region: 19-924 (301 amino acids)
Biological process (GO): interstrand cross-link repair; cellular response to oxidative stress; nucleotide-excision repair
Cellular component (GO): Fanconi anaemia nuclear complex
Source: RefSeq, a predicted model, not a curated record